Molecule: messenger RNA, 1032 nt
Organism: Anneissia japonica
Lineage: Eukaryota; Metazoa; Echinodermata; Crinoidea; Comatulida; Comatulidae
Product: toll-like receptor 3
Biological process (GO): toll-like receptor signaling pathway; immune response
Cellular component (GO): membrane
Molecular function (GO): transmembrane signaling receptor activity; protein binding
Source: RefSeq, a predicted model, not a curated record
AGCAACUGGAAAUAUUAGUUUUAAGUAAUAAUAAUAUGAAUUACAUAAACCAGAAUGCUUUCUCUGAAAUGAAGACUCUAAAGAAACUCUACUUAAAUCAUAACAACUUAAAUUUACUGUUAAGAAUGGACAGUCCGGUGUUAUUUCUUAAUGGGUUGUCGGAACUGAGAUUGUUAGACCUCUCCAGUAAUGGCUUCAGUAACAUCCAUGUGGACUCUUUUGCUGAUCUUAGAAGUCUUAAUAAUUUGUCCAUCAGCCAUAAUAAGUUGAUGACGCUUUCAAAUAACCUCUUUAAACCUACAGUGAGAUUGCAAUAUCUAGAUCUGAGCAACAAUAAAUUUAAUCUUUUCAAUCAAUCUAUGUUCCAAAAUAGUAUGCCGCAUUUGGAAAAGAUGGCUGCUGGUGGUAGCAAUCCGUUUGCUUGUACAUGUGACUUAGAAUGGUUCAGAAAUUGGAUUGACUCUUCCAAGGUGUCCAUAGUUGACAUAAAUGAGUGUAUUUGUGAUUCCCCUCCAGCCUACCGCAACAAACCUAUUCUAAGUUUCCACCCGCAAGAUCUUAACUGUGACCAUAAAAUUCCUUUAUAUAUUUGGAUAGUUAUCGGAACAGGUUUGAUAUUAACUAUUAUAAUUACAAUUGCAAUUGUUAAAAAGAGAUACUAUAUAAAAUAUUUGUAUUAUGUUGUCAGAGCGCAUACAAAAGGCUACCAACCACUUGACAAUGAGGAUAAUAAUUAUGUGUAUGAUGCAUUUGUGUCCCAUAGUAGUGAGGAUGAAAAAUGGGUUAAAGAUAUGCGUGAAAAGUUAGAAAAAGAAAAUGGGUUCAAACUCUGCUUUCAUAAAAGGGAUUUUGACAUUGGAAAACCGAUAGCAACAAAUAUCAUUGAAAGCAUUGAUGCUAGUCGUCAUACAAUUUGUGUAAUAACAGAAGCAUUUUUGGAUAGUGGCUGGUGCAAAUACGAACUACAGUUUGCAUUGUCACGGCUUUUCAAGGAACGUAAGGAGGUCAUUAUUUUGAUCUUUUUACAGAAAA